Molecule: messenger RNA, 543 nt
Organism: Exophiala dermatitidis NIH/UT8656
Lineage: Eukaryota; Fungi; Ascomycota; Eurotiomycetes; Chaetothyriales; Herpotrichiellaceae
Exons: 1
Coding region: 1-543 (180 amino acids)
Source: RefSeq, a predicted model, not a curated record
AUGGACUCCCGUCCAGAGCGGCGCGUCCUGACCCCAAGGGGCCGCCUGGCUGCUUUCGAAGCUGCUCGAGCUUCUCGAGACUUUCCCGCUCUUCAAGCUGCCCUGGUGCUUACUCCCCCUCGCACGUCGCCCUUCCAUGCACCAUACACGGUUGCGGCCGGCUCUUCGUUUCCUCGAACCCCGGAACUCAGUUGGGACGAGACUCCUCCAGCAGCAGCAGACCCUCCAACGCCAGAGUUUGGUUUGGCUCUACAUCCAGUUGAUGAUCCUCUGCUCCAUUCGCCUCUCGCUGCUCGCAAAGUCCGAGAUACUCUACAGACUACCAAACAUGACACGUCCUUGCUUGACUUGGGUACCCCGUUCUAUGAUGUCAAAAAAGAAGAGCUGUAUCAUGCUUCUUCCUCUGGCCGUGCGUCAAGACAGCAUAUCAAGCUUGAGGACCACGGCUACUUCAGCGGGCUGAACAGAGCAAUGCGGAGGCCGAUGGCUGCACGUUCUUCAGAGCCCCUGCCGGUACAAAUCUACCUGGUACGCCUGAGGUAG